AUGUUCUGGGUGUCGGGAGGGAAAAGUCAAAAAGCGAGCCUGAGCCGACACCAUCUAGACCUUGCGCACGGGGUGGGUGGGUGGGGAGGGGCUUGGGAGCUCCUUUCAAGACAAGUAGUAGAGGAUGUGCAGGCUUAUGACAAGGCAUCCCGAAUCUCUCUGUUUAGACUCCCAGAAGUGCUGGCCGCCGGAUGUAAUUUGGGCAUCCAAUGCAUAUUCAGCCUUAAUGGUCUACAGUGCCAGGAGUUUGUGGAACUCGGUGCGGUCAUGGUCUUGAAUGGCCUGUUCGACUGCAACCUUGACACUGAACUUUGUGAGAUGAAGGCCCGCGCCUGA
This is a messenger RNA of Symbiodinium natans, 336 nucleotides long. Lineage: Eukaryota; Dinophyceae; Suessiales; Symbiodiniaceae. The record is from the annotation of a GenBank genome assembly.